AUGCCCAACUCUACCACAGUGACUGAAUUCCUGCUUACCGGAUUUUCUGAUGUGUGGGAGCUCAGAGUCGUGCAUGCCAUGCUAUUCUUACUGAUGUAUUUGACAACCUUAAUGGGUAACUUUCUCAUUGUCACAGUAACCACUUUUGACAAAAGUCUUCACAACCCUAUGUAUUUCUUCCUUAGGAAUCUGUCUGUUCUGGAUAUGUGCUACAUCUCUGUCACUGUACCCAAAGCGUGUGUCCUCUUCCUGCUCAACAAUAGGGUGAUCUCAAUGGUUGAAUGUGGAACACAGAUCUUCUUUGUGGUUUUCUGUGCUACUGUGGAGCUGCUGUUCCUCACAAUCAUGGCCUAUGACCGCUAUGUUGCCAUAUGCCAACCCCUUCACUACCCUGUGAUCAUGAACCCUCGAAUCUGUGUCCAGACAACACUGGCCUCUGUACUCAGUGGUCUGAUUUAUGCAGGUGUGCACACUGGCAGUACAUUCCGGUUGUCCUUCUGUAAGUCUAACGUGAUCCAUCAGUUCUUUUGUGACAUACCACCAUUGCUGAAGCUCUCCUGCUCUGAUACCUUCAUCAAUGAGGUUGUAAUUUUUUUCUCUGCAGUGAUGAUUGUAGGUGGUUGCUUUACUUUCAUUGUCAUGUCUUACAUUCGCCUAUUUUCUACUGUGUUCAAGGUUCCAACCAAGGGAGAGAGAAGAAAGGCCUUUUCCACCUGUCUACCACACAUUAUUGUGGUGACAGUAUUUGCCAGCUCAGUGAACACUGUAUAUAUGAAUCCAACUUCUAACUCACACACAGUUCAGGAUAUGAUCAUUUCUGUGUUCUACUGUAUAGUCCCUCCUUUCCUAAAUCCUAUUAUCUAUAGUCUUAGGAAUAAGCAGAUAAAGGAGGCUGUAAGGAGAAUUAUGUUGUAG
Molecule: messenger RNA, 915 nt
Organism: Orycteropus afer afer
Lineage: Eukaryota; Metazoa; Chordata; Mammalia; Tubulidentata; Orycteropodidae
Product: olfactory receptor 14C36-like
Biological process (GO): G protein-coupled receptor signaling pathway
Cellular component (GO): membrane
Molecular function (GO): olfactory receptor activity; G protein-coupled receptor activity
Source: RefSeq, a predicted model, not a curated record